CACGAUCUUUACUAUUGAAGCGGCGUUACCACGUGUUGGUUAGUGUUCCACGUUUAUUUUCGUGAAUUUUAUAAGAUAUUAGUUGAUUUAUUAGGGACUCAAGUAAUGGCUACAAACGAGCAGUUAAUACCAGCACUUGUGCUCGAGUAUUUAAAGAAAAGGGACAAGAAUUUGGCUAAAGUCUUUCAACAGAAAACAAAUGCCGGUAUUGUCGGCAAAGGUUUUCCUAAAUUGGAGCAAAUAAUCGAGAGUUACCAACAAAGUAAUAAGAAGAAGCUACCUAUAAUUAAACCAGGUGGUGAGAGCUCGAGUGGUGAUGAUAGUUCUUCGGAUGAAGAGCAGGCUCCAGCACAACCGGGUAAAAAACCAACAGUCGCUUUAACAAAUGGUAAAAGUAAUGUAAAACAAUCGAAUGCAAAAGAGUCAAGUUCCGACGACAGUAGUUCCGAAGAGGAAAGCUCACCACCAGUAAGCAAACAACCAGAAGCAAAAGCUAAGAAAGACGAGUCAUCAAGUGAAGAGAGUUCUGAAGACGAUAAGCCCGCUGUCAAAAAUACUGCUAACAAAGCUUUACCACAAAAAAAUUCUAAAAAGAGUUCUUCAAGCGACGAUAGUUCCGACGCCGAACCAAAGGCCAAAGCACCAGCGAAACCUGCUAAUGUAAAAGUGCCGGAAAAGAAAAAUCAAGAUUCAAGUAGUGAAGAAGAGUCUGAUAGCGAAGAGGAAAAUAAAAAAGUAGCCGCCAAAACACCUUUGGUGAAGCAGGUCGCUAAGAAAGAUGAAUCGGAAGAUAGCUCUGAAGACAGCGAUAGUGACGCAGAAGAGGCGAAAAACGUUAAAAAAAUUGCACCGGCAAAAAUUAAUGCAGGAGGCGGAAAAGACGGUAGUUCCGACGCCGAACCAAAGGCCAAAACACCAGCGAAACCUGCUAAUGUAAAAGUGCCAGAAAAGAAAAAUCAAGAUUCAAGUAGUGAAGAAGAGUCUGAUAGCGAAGAGGAAAAUAAAAAAGUAGCCGCCAAAACACCUUUGGUGAAGCAGGUCGCUAAGAAAGAUGAAUCGGAAGAUAGCUCUGAAGACAGCGAUAGUGACGCAGAAGAGGCGAAAAACGUUAAAAAAAUUGCACCGGCAAAAAUUAAUGCAGGAGGCGCCAAAGGAAAAGAAGACUCGGAUAGUUCAUCUGAAGACAGUGAGGAAGAUAAAAAACCAACGAAGGUGGCCCCAACUAAAACUGCUCCUGUAAAAGCUGCAAAUUCUUCAGAUUCUGACUCUGAUUCUGACAGUGAAGACGAAAAGGCAACGGUUAAAAAUACAAAGAAACCAAUAGUAAAAGCUGCCGCUGUUGCCAAAAAACAAGAAUCAUCUAGUGAAGAUGAUAGUUCCGAUGAGCCAUCCAAACCGGUAGUGAAAAAGGUAGCAGCAGCGAAGAAUAAAUCUAGUUCGGAAGACAGUUCCAGUGAAGAAGAAACACCUGCUGUUUUACCCACCGUUAAAAAAAAUGUAGCUCCCGCUAAAACUGCCAAAUCUAGCAGUUCUGAAGAGAGUUCAUCGGAGGAUGAAGCUCCGCCACAGAAAAAACCAGCACCAGCUAAAACUGUUGCGCCACUUAAAAAAAAAGAGUCGAGCUCUGAAGACUCGUCCUCAGACGAAGAACCGCCAGCUAAAAAGCAAGCAAUAGGUGCUGCGAAGGCAGUUGCUGUACCUAAGAAGGACGAGUCGUCAAGUGAUGAUAGCGAUUCUGAAGAAAGCGAUGAGAAAGCGAAGCCUAAACCAAAGGCUUUAGCUUCAGCAAAGAAAGAGGAAAGCAGCUCUGAUGAUGAUGAUGAUGAGGACGAAGUUCCGCAAAAAAAGAAUCCAAAGGUUGGUGAGAAGAGAAAAUUUGAUGAAGUUGCGACUGGACAAAAUCAGCCUAAUAAAAAGUAUAGCAAUUUUGUAAAGAGCGGUGAAGGCAAGCAACAAAAUUUGGUUUCAUCUACACCUAAUUUUAAUGGUAAAAUUAACAAGCAGAAACAGCCAAAUAGUGAAGUAAAGAAGAAUACACCAUUUAGGAGAGUUCGUGAGGAGGAAGUAGAAAUAGAUGAACGUGUAAAAGAUAUGUCUUUCGAAGCAAAGAAAAAUGCAUCUGGUUCAUGGGGUGACCGAGCUAACAAAGAUUUAAAACAUACACGCGGAAAGUCGUUUAAACACGAAAAAACUAAGAAGAAACGUGGAAGUUAUCGUGGCGGUCAAAUUGACAUGAGCGUUAAUUCUAUAAAAUUUGAAUAACCAAUUUUAAACUCGCUUCAUAAUUUGAGUUGAUAUAAAUGCUAGUUACUAUAAACUUUUAAGAGAUUUAAGUAUAACGUAGUGUAAGUAAACUGAAUACGUCUACAUUGUACAUAAUUAUACAAUAUUCAUGUAUAUGUAUGUUAUCGACGAGACAAGUGAAUAUUCUUGAAAAAAUCAAAAUGUCUUAGGUUCACAAAUUUAAAAAAUGUACAAAAGUGCACCCAAUAUAUACGAGUACAUAUUUACUAUCUAUAGUUCUGUUCACAUCUUGAUGUUUUGUACCCAUAGAACUUUCAAGGAAGAAGAAAUUAGAGCGCAAAGUGAAAUUAUAUUUUGAGGCGAAUUCGCAAGUUUUUACGGGAUAAAUAUUGGCUUGCAACCAAGGCGAGUAGAGAUUAUUCUAUCAUUCCUGAGUUGCAACAAAUAAAAAGCGAAUUCUGUUGAAGCCUCAAAAAGGUAGUUACUGGCUAAUUUUCGCUGGAAAAGAAAGUGAACAGAGCUCAUAUUUGAUCAAUAAUUUGUAAGUUAGUUUUGGCGCUUUCUUGAGUCAAAAUAAUUAAUACUUAGAAUAACUGUAA
Molecule: messenger RNA, 2843 nt
Organism: Anastrepha obliqua
Lineage: Eukaryota; Metazoa; Arthropoda; Insecta; Diptera; Tephritidae
Exons: 5
Coding region: 106-2262 (718 amino acids)
Cellular component (GO): nucleoplasm; nucleolus
Source: RefSeq, a predicted model, not a curated record